AGCGCUGUGUAGGGUAUGUCGUUUCGUUUAUUUGGAUUGCGAUUCGAAAAUGUAUUUUACCAGCUGUUUCAGCCCCAGUAGCAGUCGCGGUCUCUUAUAUGACAUCGAGCGAUUUUUAGCAAGGCAUCCAAUGAUCGUUGAUGGACACGGCGAUUGGUCUCCUCAUCUCAGAGCCUCUUCACCUUUUUGUUUUGGGUGUCGUGCAUGAGCCUGCAUCUGCACUACUCCCUUUUGUUCUGAACAUUCUAUCCCCACGACGCCGCGGUUCAGCGACUGGCUGGCCGCCCGCAGUGCCAGCGCAUCAAUAAUAACAGAAUCGGGAGCUCCUAUUCGAAUGUAGCAACCUUCUUCUGAUUCCAAAUGCUUGGGAAUAUAUCGAGCCUAUUCUGCGUUGAUGACUCCAGAACCU
Messenger RNA from Hyaloscypha bicolor E, 409 nucleotides. RefSeq lists its product as uncharacterized. Bases 141 to 308 code for a protein of 55 amino acids. The record is from RefSeq and is a predicted model, not a curated record. Lineage: Eukaryota; Fungi; Ascomycota; Leotiomycetes; Helotiales; Hyaloscyphaceae. The transcript has a single exon.